This is a messenger RNA of Branchiostoma floridae (Florida lancelet), 3965 nucleotides long. RefSeq lists its product as uncharacterized. NCBI's taxonomy places the organism in Eukaryota, Metazoa, Chordata, Leptocardii, Amphioxiformes, Branchiostomatidae. The transcript is spliced from 9 exons. Bases 29 to 1585 code for a protein of 518 amino acids. The record is from RefSeq and is a predicted model, not a curated record.
CAUAUCUUUGACCAGUGAGACUCUCACCAUGUCUGAUCUGAAGGAUGUCACUGACGUGCGGGACCUCAACUGGACCCUCCAACUGAUUUUUAAUGAGGGCAAGUUCAGGCUGCACCUGGCGUUUUACAAGGAUGACGACAAUACUAAGCCUCCAAGCUCCCCCAAGAAGCUUGAACCUAUUCGGAAGGUAAAAACCCACAAGGACAAAGAAGCAGUGAUGGUAAUCCUGCAGAACAGGAAGAAGGCAGCCUCAUCCCGGAUAUUUCUCCUGAAAGCAAGCAAUUUCAACACCUCUAGCGACAACAGGUUGAGACAUAUGGACACAACCUUGAUGGGGGAUGGCUGGCUUGCCAACUGGAACAAGACCUGCCAGGAGUUAUCCAAGAUGUCCAAAGGACAGUGCAAUGAAAAAGAACAGGGAGAUGAGGGUGCUGUUGUCCAUCUUGACAACAGUGAUGAUAGUGACGACAGUGAAGGCAGUGACGACAGUUCCGGAAGUGAGGAGGCAGAGGGUGAGGAUGGAAAGAGCAUCAUGGUUCAAGAGAAAAGUGGUGUCGAGGGAAGGGAGAGCCACAGGGAGCUACAGGGGAGUGGUGAGAGAAAUGAUUUCCAAGAGGAGGUGAAGAAACUGCGGCUUUCUUUGCUGGACAACCCGUACUGUAGCUCGACUUCAGUAGCUUUAAAGGUGUUUGGACUACAGGAUCGUAGCAAGAUGGGUCCCUACUGGCAGGUUUUGAGGCUGGCAAAAUUUGCCCCUCCAGUCUACCAGCUGGUAGAAAAGAUCUUUCACAUACAUCCAGACACCACCAAGUCUAAGUUCAACAGACUCCAUGGCCUUACUAAGGAAGGUUAUAAGGCCUGCCUGGAGAAGUUGGCCAGAGGUGAAAGCUGGGCCACUGUGCUUAAGGAGGCUAAUGCAUCCAGGCCUAAAAAAAAAGGCUGUGCCACAUGUACCAGAAAGACGACCCAACCCAACAAGACGUCUGCAGAGGACAAUUCUGAGUACAUACAGGAUCUAGAGCAAGACAUCAAGACUCUGGGAGAAAGGAAUGAGAAACUGAUGGAGGAUAUUGAGACCUCCCAAAACAAAGAAAGGCAUACCCUGGCUCGGAUGAAUGAGUACGCAGAGAAAGAAGAGGUCCUCCAAAAGGACAUUGCCCAAAAGGACAAACAAAUCAAGGACCAAGAGCGAGUCAUAGCAAAACUGAGAAAGGAGGCUGAAAGCUCAUCUAAAGAAGCAAAAAGCUUGGAGCCUGAGGCCAAAAGGCAGAAAAUUCUAACCACAUGGGACAACAGUGCUAUCGAAGAAGGCCAGGAGGUGGGAGUCAUCUACACUCUACCUAAAGAACAGCUGUUCUACGGAAGGGUGCAAACCAUGAACCUCGAAAAAGUCAAAGUGGCCUUCUAUAAGACCACUAAAAAAUCAAUCUCCACAUCUGUGGUAGAGAGGACUUGGGUAGACCCCAUCUACAUUGUGGACAACCAUGUCCAACUGUCCAAAGAUGGGUCUACCCUGUCCCUCUCAAAGGCUGAGGAAAUGCGUAUCAAAGAAAAAACAAAAAAGUACUGGAAUGCUGCGGAUUAAAGGGACAUAUUGUAAAGAUUUGGCGCCAAAAUUGCAAAUGUUCUAAAUCUCCAUUCAGAUUGACAAUUGUAACUUUGUAAUUUCCAGGUUAUCUGCGUCAUUUCGUCACAUUUCCAGCACUAAUCAACAAAGCCAGAGUAAGCGGCGACCAAAUUCACUUGCUUCCAUGUAGCCUAAUGGAAUAAAGACAGCCGUAGAUUUCCGAAUUAACCGUUGCAGUUGCAGAUCUUCAGAGCUUCGCAGAAACUUCCAACAAACUUCAGUAACAAUUCGAGCGAACUGCCAAACGCGUUCUAAAGUGCACUUUGGUUCAUCGGAGAACUGGAUAAAAUGGCGGACAACUUGAGCGGCGGUGGAAAGUGCGCAUAUUUCAAGACGUCCUCGCGGCACAGUAAAGCAAUGCGUUGUGAAUAUUACUGCGCAGUGUAAUAAGGUAGAUUCAACUCAUAAUGUAGAAAAAUGACCAAAUACACUGACUUUAUUUUUUACAAUAUGUCCCUUUAAAUCAUCAACCCCUCAAAAGGAAAACAUUGUACGAUUGUAGACCUUUAUUACCUGUUAUUUUAAUUGGGUAAAUCGUUGAGCUACAAUUGUAAUCUACACUCUUAGAUGGGGAAAAGCAAGAUGGAUAAAACUUUUCGAUUGGGCGUAACAAGGAUGUCCACUGUUUACUCUCAACUUUUUUCUAAAUUUUUUCUCAGUUCUGCCGAUUGUACAAUCAGUAUUAUAUUUCCAACUCUAGUAAUGUUGACAUAAAGCAAAGCAACACAAGCAAGAAACCUGAUCCUUCUGACAAUCAUCACUCCACUUUGUUGGCUGUGGUACCAAGGUGGUACUGACAAUGCUGGAUCUGAUGUCUUUGAUAUGCCCAAGGAGACAAGCAGCCCAGCUGGAAAACACUGACCAACACCAGUGAUGCAUGCCAUGUAUUCAUGAGUGUUCUCCCAUCUUAACUAGUGGGCGGGACCCAAUCUAUUAUCGUUAAGACGCUAAUUGCUUUUUAAGUAUCCAUUGUUCUAAGCAAGUGAUACUCUCAGAGGGGAGUCCCAACCUUAGGUGUGAAGAAGAGAUCUCUAAAAGGUCGCCAAUGUUGAUGAGGGUGUUCUCUAUUCUGGUGACAGUUCUCUCUCAGGUCUCUACCAGGCGAGUCCUUUGUCACCAGUUCUCAGUUGGCCGCUAGAGUACUCAUAGAGAUUGAUUGCUCUACUAAGGAUGCAUGUCAUCUGCAGAUGACAAGUACACUACUGUACAAUCAACAGGCCAAUCCUGAGGCCAGGUGCUCACCCAACAUUUCCUCCUAGAAACAAUAGUCAAUAGAAGUAGAUUAUACUAAAAAAUUAACUUGAAGAUACUAAGAGUACGCAAUAUAAACAGCAUUUGAUUCUGUUAACUCCUGUCCUUUGACAAUUGGAGCACUAUGGUGGACCACAUGGCAUUGUCUAACAUGUCCCCUGAUACAGGCUACCAUUGUUGGUCCCUUUAACUGAUUAGGAAAAAAGUUUAUUUGCAAUUUUUGUCCUGGGUGUUCCUAGCUCAUGUGACAAAUUUUCAGCCUACUUUUCUUCCCGCUGUUUAGUUUUGAUAAUGUGCUAUACUUCAUGUUAUAGGCAUAAUAGUACAUUUUGGUAACUGUACAUAGUACUAUUUGUAAGCAAGUCAAUGCCCCACUCCUGUCCUGACAAUGUUGCAUCUGCAACACUCCUGUUGUAUCUGGGUCACCCCCUGUGGGGCAUAGAUCCCUCUCCUCACUAGUAACCUAGUCUGUUCUUAGAAUUAUCACCAAUGGAACUUCUCACAUGCACCCCAUGUGAUGCUAACUGUUUUCCUAAUGAUAUGGUUCAUAUUUUGUCAGGACCUACUUAAGAUACAGAUGUUGAUGAACCCAUCAGGCAUGCCAGAAGCAGGCAGCUGACAGCUAUGGGAGGGGUACAGUUACUGUAGAUACAUGAGAAGAGACACAUGUUGCCUCCUUGUCACCACUUAAUUUGUCAUGCCUCAUUAGAGGUGGCACCUAACAGUAUGUGCCUGGCUACUGGGGCUGCUUGCCAGCUGACACUGAAUGAUAAGUCACAUGCAUUAUAUACUAUAGGGAUCUUAGUCCAUCUUACCCAGUGUGUAAUUGCAGAGACUGUGAAGGCUUUCUGCAGAUCAUCAUGCUUUCUUUUGUACCUAAAUUCACUGAUAACAUAGUAACUUUAUGAAAGUGUUCAAUCAAUGCAGUCAUUAUCAUGUUGUAUAAAACAAAAAGGAAAAUUUAACAGAUGCCAGCCUUUGCUUACUCAAAUGUACUUGAAGAUGUUACAACCUUAACUUUAUGUUGACUGUCUUGUUACCUACAUUGUGCCUUACUGACUCUUUAUAUUAAAAUAUCAAGGUAGAA